AUGAGCGCUUUGCGUGAGCUAACUCGAACCAUCAUUCUGACUAAAGCAAAGAUGAAUCUGAUGACUAACUUGCCUUUGUUGAAAUCGAUCAUUAUCCCGAUGCUCACCCAUGAUGGAGGAGGCAUGGGAAAUGACUGUUCCGCUCGAUACCGGGUACAAGAGGCUGAAAUGGACUUUUUGAGACGAAUCGCUUACCUGACGCGUCUCGGCGUGAUCGAGGGAUCGUCCGACGGACGGAGGUGGACCUGGAGGACGAGGAGGACUACGAGGUCGGAUGUCGUAGACAACUGCGAUCCGUUCCUCGACUCGCCAACCCGCAGGGAUGCGUGGCGAUUGCUGGUUCGACGUCAGCGUUGCGGCGAUGAAGAGCGAAUCGGCGACGGCAGCACUCACCUCGCCUAG
Molecule: messenger RNA, 402 nt
Organism: Soboliphyme baturini
Lineage: Eukaryota; Metazoa; Nematoda; Enoplea; Dioctophymatida; Soboliphymatidae
Source: the annotation of a GenBank genome assembly